This is a messenger RNA of Ramularia collo-cygni, 3606 nucleotides long. RefSeq names its product related to kinesin-related protein bimC. Gene Ontology annotation, cellular component: nucleus; spindle microtubule. NCBI's taxonomy places the organism in Eukaryota, Fungi, Ascomycota, Dothideomycetes, Mycosphaerellales, Mycosphaerellaceae. Gene Ontology annotation, molecular function: plus-end-directed microtubule motor activity; ATP binding; microtubule binding. The transcript has a single exon. Gene Ontology annotation, biological process: microtubule-based movement; mitotic spindle assembly. The record is from RefSeq and is a predicted model, not a curated record. Bases 1 to 3606 code for a protein of 1201 amino acids.
AUGCCCAUCCGCCCUCCCUCGCGUACGACCAGCUCGUCGUCGCGCAGAGUAGCGACCAUGCGGCCCCCAAGUGGAAGACCGGCGCCCAAUCGCGCGCAGACUGCGACGCCGACCCUCACUGGAAGAGCAUCGCCCGCGGAUAGUGUCACCUUAUCCAAGGUGCGGACACCGGCACGAACCCCGAAGCGCAAAGUUGUUGGAGAAUUGGGAUCAGACGGGACUGAGGAGACGAAUAUCAAUGUCGUGGUGCGAUGCCGUGGGCGCAGCGACCGCGAGGUCAAGGAAAACAGCGGCGUCGUCGUCUCGACGGACGGAAUCAAGGGGAAACAGGUGGAUCUAUCCAUGGGACCGAGUGCGCUGAGCAAUAAAUGCUAUCAAUUCGACAAGGUCUUCUCGCCCGCUGCGGACCAAGGAAUGAUAUUUGAAGAGGUCGUUUCGCCAAUCCUGGACGAAGUCCUCAAUGGUUUCAACUGCACCCUCUUUGCCUAUGGACAGACGGGGACUGGAAAGACAUACACCAUGUCGGGAGAUAUUACAGACACCCUUCCAAUUCCUGAAGCUGCGGGCAUCAUCCCGCGUGUGCUUCAUACCCUCUUCGCUCGACUGGGAGAGGACGAGGCAGAAAAAACCGAGCACAGCGUCAAAUGCUCCUUCAUUGAGCUCUACAACGAAGAGUUGCGCGAUCUCCUCGCGGCUGAUGACCAUACCAAGCUCAARAUCUUCGAUGAGGCCAACAAGAACGGUCGCACUACAACUCUUGUUCAAGGAAUGGAGGAGAGCCACAUCACAAAUGCUGCAAAAGGCAUCAAGCUGUUACGCGAUGGAAGCCACAAACGUCAAGUAGCUGCGACCAAGUGCAAUGAUCUCUCCUCUCGAUCGCACACGGUCUUCACAAUCACCGUCUACAUCAAACGUACAUCGGACGCAGGCGAGGAUUUUGUCUCCGCAGGAAAACUCAAUCUUGUCGACCUCGCUGGCUCAGAGAACAUCCAAAGAUCUGGAGCGGAGAACAAGCGCGCUGCGGAAGCUGGACUGAUCAACAAAUCUCUCCUCACCCUCGGACGGGUUAUCAACGCUCUGGUCGAGAAAAGCAGCCACAUUCCAUACAGAGAGUCGAAACUGACCCGACUAUUACAAGAUUCUCUUGGAGGACGGACCAAGACCUGCAUCAUUGCCACAUUAUCCCCAGCUAAGAGCAAUCUGGAGGAAACUAUCAGCACGCUGGACUAUGCUUUUAGGGCCAAGAACAUUCGCAACAAACCACAGGUCAAUCAGAUGGUUUCGAAGAAGACUCUUUUCCGGGAAUUCACCACUGAGAUUGAAAAGCUGAAGUCGGAACUGAUCGCUACUCGGCAGCGCAAUGGUGUUUAUCUCACAGCCGAAGCCUACGAAGAUCWCACCACAGAGUCAGAAUCCCGACGAAUUCUGAGCGAGGAGCAGCGAGACAAGAUCGAAACCAUGGAAUCGAAUCUGCGUAACAAAGUCCAAGAAUUGUUCGUGCUGACUAGCAAUUUCCAAUUCAUGAAGAAGGACAAUGAGCAGACCAAGCUUAUGCUUGAUGGGACCAAGAGUGUGCUCGAAAAGACAGAUCUCAUUCUGGAGCAUACUAGGCAGAGUCUGGCGGAGGAAACGCAUCUCCGCAAAGCACAUGAAGAUACUGAGGAGCGAUUGGCCGAAGUCGGUGGCGAUUUGCUCACAACACUGGAGACCACUACGACCCAUGUAGACAAGCUACACUCGAAGCUGAGGAGACGGUCGGACCUGCAGGACGUCAACAGGAAUCGAUGGGUAGACUCGCAGACCCGAGUGUCGAGCGCUACCCUCAGCGUCGACGAACGAAUCGAGGCCUUGCAAAGGCAGCAGCAAGCCUUGGUCACAGCUCUGUCCGGGCGCAUGCGGUCAUUCGUAACCGAUGAGUUGCAUGAGUUGCAAACUUCUCAAGACUUCUUGAAGCACAAGACUGCAGCUUUUCAGAGUUCCGAGUCUGAAGUCAACGCACAGACCCGGAAAGCGAGAGACGACAUGAAUGAUGUUCUUGAGGAGAUUGGGACGCUUCGAGAAGAUGUAAAGCAGAAAGUAGGCGCUGGUCUCAGUGAUCUUUCUGUUGCGGCACAACGGAUUAGCGCCGGCAUUGCCAGCGAACUGAAUGCCUUUCACGGUCAGCUGCAAGACUCGUACGUAUCCCUCGGACGCGAAUUCACCACACUAUUUGAGGAUCUUAUGCGGCGUAUGAGCGAGCAACAAGCCGAAGCACAAAGGCUUCGCCAGCAAAUCAUAGAUGCGAACGAGACUUUCGUUGAGGCAGGCCACGCGUCUCAGGAGCAGCUAUCUCAGGUUGUAGAAAAAGAGAAGGAGACUGCAGCCAUAGAGCGGGAAGCGCUGCUCUCCCAGAUCACCUCACUUGUCAACAACUCGGCUGCAGCACAAGAGUCUCGCAUAGCUGGGUACGUCGAAAGUGCGAACAAGCGUAUUAAGACCUCUGAGGACGAGUACCGGAUUGCCCAGCAGACCUAUGGUAAUGGCAUGGACGAUUGGUCGGCCGGAGGCCAGAACAUGAUCGCAGCAUCCGUUAUGGCGCGUGAGACUAUCGAGGCCAAAAUCCAGGCCGACUGGACGAGCGCCAACGAGCACACCACGAAGAUAACGGAUACUACCACUGCAGUCCAUGGAGAGACCGUCCGAAUUGUGGACGGUCAAAUGUCUCAAAUGGACAGCCAGCUUGUCGCGCUGGACGAAAUCGUCGACAGAGUACGCGAGCAGAAUGAGGAGCACCAUGAUGCACAUACAAACAGCCUCGGCAAGCUUGUGAGCAAUGUGCAUGAAAGUUAUCGAAAUAUUGGGGAGCACUUCACCACUUCAUACAAUCGCACAGAGGCUUUGGAUAGUGACAUGCAAGACAGAGCGGAUGCUUUGACGCAAACACUGCCAAGCAUGGAUCCAGAUGGCGAUAUCCGACAGCCAUUGCAAGAUCUCCGCGACGAGAUGAGCUCAGCUGCAAUGGCAGAGUAUGCCAUUACUGGUGAAACGCCCGCGAGGAUGCAGUACACUUACCCCACAGCUCUUCCACGAACGGAGAAUCAUCAAACGCUUCUCGAUCGCAUGCGCGGUGUUCCUGCAAAGUCGCCAGCAAAGUCGCCUAACAAGCGCUCUCCUAUAAAAUGCAGGAGCAGUCCGAUCAAAUCAAGCCCAACAAAGAGGAACGUUUUUACCGACACACCCCCAGCUUUGCCCGCGCUGUUAACAAUGGCGCCAGCUUCAGCACCAGCCUCACGCCCUCAGACAGCAAGUAGCCAUACUAGCAGUCUACGUGAACUUGACGUCAAUGUUAAUGUGGCUGCUGUAGGACUCGCAGCUUUCGCCGCUGGCCAUCAGAGUCCUGAGACGGGAAUCGAUGGUUGCAAGUUGCCUUCAGCCCCUGAUUUCAAGAGUCUGAGCGCUAAUGAGGGGUCGAAAUCACAGCAGCAGGAUGGUGUCAGUAAACUGCCUAUGAAGCGGAGUGCGAGGAUGACUGUUGCUGGAGCUGAGUCGGUGAGAGAGAAGGAGAAUAUGGAUGUCAAUUUGAGUGCGAGUGUUAACCUUGGGAGAAGAUUGAGAAGUCGUGAUUGA